AUCCAGUUUAGUAUAGCAGCCAUGAACUCAAAGCAGUUUCUCAUUCAUCUCGUCUCAAUAUUGUUUAGUAUUGCUUUGGCAGCCAAGGUAACAAUAGCAGUAGAAUCUCAAUCAAUAUCCUUGCCUGGCUGCCCGGACCACUGUGGUGAAAUCAAAGUUCCAUACCCUUUUGGCAUAACCCCAGAGUGUUCCCUCAAUGGAAAUCGAAAAUUUUACCUCAAUUGCACCCAAUCUUCCCUAUAUCUAAAUUCAAGUAACCUUCAAGUUACAAACAUAUCCCUGGAUGGCGAGGUGAGCGUCAUGAACUUUAUAGGCCGAGAUUGUUACAACAAGAAAGGCGUGCGGGAAGAGCACAUCCAAUCCCAGCUCUGGCUCGCAAAUUAUAACGUCUCUUCUGCAAGAAACACAUUCAUAGCCGUCGGCUGUGACACUUACUCGACCGUUAACGGUUAUAGAGGCAAAGAAAACUACGUAAUUGGUUGUGUUUCCUCAUGCAAUGAUAUCGACUAUGAGAGUUUUACUAGUGAUCAUCAGUCUUGCUUGGGCGUGGGGUGUUGCCAGAUUUCCAUCCCAAGUGGUCUCAAGAACAUGACCAUAUCGUUGUCUAGCUACAACAACCACACUUUUGUAUAUGACUUUAACCCCUGCAGCUAUGCUUUCGUGGUUGAACAAGGAAAGUUCAAGUUCUCCAAUACCAGUUUCCAAGAAUUGAAUCGCACAGAAAAGCUUCCGGCUGUUUUAAAUUGGGGGAUUGGGAAGGAGAGCUGUGAUGAAGCAAAGAAGAGAGCCAACUACACAUGCAAAGGGAAUAAUGUCACGUGUGUGGCCGCCAGCAAUGCAGCUGGUUAUCUCUGCCAGUGUUUGCCUGGUUAUGAAGGGAACCCAUACCUACCAGAUGGUUGCCACGGUAAUGGUUCUUAAUUAAUUUCC
This is a messenger RNA of Ziziphus jujuba (common jujube), 930 nucleotides long. Its product is annotated as wall-associated receptor kinase 2. The record is from RefSeq and is a predicted model, not a curated record. The coding region runs from base 22 to 921 and encodes 299 amino acids. Gene Ontology annotation, molecular function: polysaccharide binding. The transcript has a single exon. NCBI's taxonomy places the organism in Eukaryota, Viridiplantae, Streptophyta, Magnoliopsida, Rosales, Rhamnaceae.